This is a messenger RNA of Frankliniella occidentalis (western flower thrips), 1517 nucleotides long. Its product is annotated as quinone oxidoreductase-like protein 2 homolog. Bases 157 to 1278 code for a protein of 373 amino acids. The transcript has 6 exons. Lineage: Eukaryota; Metazoa; Arthropoda; Insecta; Thysanoptera; Thripidae. Gene Ontology annotation, cellular component: mitochondrion. Gene Ontology annotation, molecular function: oxidoreductase activity. The record is from RefSeq and is a predicted model, not a curated record.
UGCUAUUGCCAUUGCCAUUGCAGUUUAAUUUGUUUAUAUGGUUUGCUCGUCUGCUUCGGCUCCUGUUGGAGUGUUUCUUUUUUUUUUGCCAUUAAAUUGUGGCACUUUCUUAGAGAAGAGGCAUCUCUCUCAUGAAUAUUUCUGUAACUUCUUACCAUGGCUGUUCCGUUGUCAAAGCAGGUCUGCUCGAUUCUGAGGAAGACAGUGAUAGGUAGUGAGGUUCCAUCAAGGUUAGGUUCUCUUGGAGGGUUGUUAUAUGGAAAUAUCAGGAGUGCCAGUACCUUUAAGGCAGCUGUUCUAAAGGAGUUUCACAAACCUUUAGAAAUAGAAACUAUAACUGCACCGAAAAAGAUAAAGAAAGAUGAAAUAAGAGUGAAAGUGGUGAAUUGUGCUGUUAAUGCCAGUGAUAUUAUGAUAUGUGAUGGUGAGCAUGAAUUAAGUCCGAAACUUCCAUUCACCCCAGGAUUUGAAAUCGCUGGAGAGAUUCUUGAAUCCGGCAGUGAUGCAGCUGCUGAAGGUUUUAAUGUAGGUGACCGUAUUGUAGGUCUUAACAAAGACAAGCAUGGAGGCUUUGCAGAGCAGUGUGUUAUAUCCAUGAAAGAUGCAUGGCUGGCACCAUCCUCAGUUAGUUACAAAAAGUGUGUCUCUCUGGCAGAUAGUUAUGCCACAGCACUCAUUGGUUUAGCUCGGAGGGCCCACCUGAAGGAGGGUGACUCUGUUUUAAUUACUGCAGCAGCUGGUGGAUUAGGACUUGCGGCAGUUGAUAUUGCAUCUCAUGUUUACAGAGCUAAGGUGGUUGGAGUUUGCAGUACUUCGGACAAGUCUUCGUUAGUCCGUGAAAAAGGAGCUUGGGCGGCCUUAGUAUUUAACCCACAUGAUUUGGAAGUGACAGUGAAAGAUGUCAGUAAAGGAAAAGGAAUGAAAGUUGUUUUUGAUGCCGUAGGCGGAGACGUAUUUACAGCCUCCCUAAAGACAGUUGCACAUGAAGGUACUGUGAUUGUGGCAGGAUUUGCUUCACGCCAGGUACCGCAAUUACUACUUAGUGAACUUCUACAGGGAUCCUACAGUAUUCUAGGUGUCUCUCUAUCAUACUAUCGAUUAAAUGACCCAGAAGUUUACAGAGACACAGUUCAAGAUGUCCUGGACAUGUGUGAGCAAGGCUUAAUCAGCCCCCACAUAUCACAGGAUUUUGAUCUAGACAAGGUAAACGAGGCGAUGGAGUACAUGAGAGCUCGAAAAUCGUCAGGAAAAGUUAUCAUCAAUAUUUGUGAUUCGUAAUCUUAAUAUUAACAUUUAUCCUGAGAAGGAUUUAGAAGAAGUUUGGUUGAGAUAUUGACAUAAGCAAACCUUGAUUCAAUGCCAUAAGCUCUUUAAUACCAGUUCAAUCUUACUAUUUUCCCAACUCAUUCAAUAUUUAUAUACUAAUAAUUAUUGUUAUUUUAAUCCAGUGCUUAAGAUCUCUGGCAAUAAUUGUUAGUAGCCCCUGUUCUGAAUUAAAGUUUAACAGCUUGUUGAAA